Molecule: messenger RNA, 192 nt
Organism: Arabis nemorensis
Lineage: Eukaryota; Viridiplantae; Streptophyta; Magnoliopsida; Brassicales; Brassicaceae
Source: the annotation of a GenBank genome assembly
AUGCUGCAAAAGAGAGCUAAUCGUAGGGUUGGUGCACGUGGUGGAAAUCGGCAGCCUGCGAAUGCUGCUCCUGUGGUGGAUUAUGCGGCGUUAAGUGAUGCUAUGACACAGAGUAUGCGUGAGUUGUUGGCGCCAUUGUUGCAACUAGUUCCAGUGGCAAACCGAGCACCAGGAGUAAAAGUACCUCAAUAG